Molecule: messenger RNA, 10663 nt
Organism: Pseudophryne corroboree (corroboree frog)
Lineage: Eukaryota; Metazoa; Chordata; Amphibia; Anura; Myobatrachidae
Gene: DICER1
Product: dicer 1, ribonuclease III
Exons: 29
Coding region: 526-5988 (1820 amino acids)
Biological process (GO): pre-miRNA processing; apoptotic DNA fragmentation; siRNA processing
Cellular component (GO): cytoplasm; RISC complex; nucleus
Molecular function (GO): deoxyribonuclease I activity; RNA binding; protein binding
Source: RefSeq, a predicted model, not a curated record
UGUGGCGGAGGUUGGGGAAGACGUGAGGCUGGCGGGGGCCAUGCUGUGGACCCCCGGGUGUACGUACACUCCUCGGCUUCCCUCCGUACGGCUUCCUUGCCUAGCCCCGCCUCUUCCUUCAGGCCCCGGUCACAUGACCGUGACGUCGGACAAAGCUCUCUUGGCGGCGGUAGCCGGUGCUCGGGCCCGCGCUCUCUCCUCAGACCCGGAGACCCCGAGCGGACACGCCGGGAGAGGAGCCUGGUCCCGCAGUGCCGAGCACGCUCCCGGGGACUCAUGAGACCAGCCCGGCCCAGUCAACCCCCUCACCCCGCGGGUUACCAAGGGUGAUACUAAGUUACCGACUUUGAGAACCUCUGGGACGGCUCCGUAAUCAGCGCUGAGGUAAAGGAUUACUCAGAUAUGAUGGUGUCACAAUACAUUUCAAGAGCCUUUGCAUUGCAGAUCUCUCAGACUGAAACAGCAAGCUGCCCAGACCCUAGGUUGCAAUGAUCUAAGUCACUGGAUGUUCAGAAGACCCUCAACAUGGCAGGCCUGCAGCUCCUGACCCCGGCCUCCUCACCAAUGGGUCCCUUCUUUGGGCUGCCCUGGCAGCAGGAGGCGAUUCACGACAAUAUAUACACCCCUAGGAAAUAUCAGGUGGAGCUACUUGAAGCAGCUUUGGACCACAAUACAAUAGUGUGUUUGAACUCUGGCUCAGGGAAGACAUUCAUUGCUGUACUGCUUACUAAAGAGCUGUCCUAUCAGAUUCGCGGAGACUUUACUGAAGGCGCUAAAAGAACAGUGUUCUUGGUUAACUCUGCUAAACAAGUGGCUCAACAAGUUUCUGCAGUCAGGACCCACUCUGAUCUCACAGUUGGGGAAUAUUCCAGUCUAGAGGUGGUGGAGAGCUGGACAAAGGAAAAAUGGAACCAGGAGCUUCUGGAACACCAGAUCCUGGUUAUGACUUGUCACAUCUUCGCCAACCUCCUAAAGAGCGAGAUCCUAUCAUUAUCUAAGAUUAACUUGCUGGUGUUCGACGAGUGCCAUCUUGCCAUCCAAGAUCACCCAUAUUGUGAUGUUAUGAAGAUCUGUGAGAGUUACCAGACUUGUCCACGGAUCCUGGGGCUGACCGCCUCUAUACUGAAUGGGAAAUGUGACCCUCGUGACCUUGAAGAGAAGAUCCAGAAACUGGAGGAAAUUCUAAAGAGUAACGCAGAAACUGCAACCGAUCUCGUGGUUUUGGACAGGUAUGCCUCUCAGCCUUGUGAGAUUGUGUUGGAUUGUGGCCCCUACCAUGACAAAAGCGGACUCUAUCAGAAGCUCUUAACGGAACUGGAUGAAUCGGUUCACUUUCUGGAAGACUGCAAUAUUCCAAUUCAUUCUAAAGAGAGAGAUUCAAUGUCCAUCUCCAAACAGAUCCUAUCGGACUGUCGAGCGGUUCUGCUUGUGCUGGGUCCGUGGUGUGCAGAUAAAGUGGCGGGGAUGAUGGUGAGGGAGCUGCAGAAGUACAUCAAACACGAGCAGGAGGAGCUGCACCGGAAAUUCCUGUUGUUUACAGACACUAUUUUAAGGAAGAUCCAUGCUCUGUGUGAGGAACACUUCUCUCCCGCAUCCCUUGACCUGAAAUUUGUCACUCCCAAAGUCAUCAAACUCCUGGAAAUUCUGCGUAAGUACAAACCCUACGAGCGCCAGCAGUUUGAGAGCGUGGAGUGGUACAACAACCGCAAUCAGGACAACUACGUAUCGUGGAGUGACUCUGAGGAUGACGAUGAUGAGGAUGAAGAGAUUGAGGCGAAAGAGAGAACUGAAACCAGCUUCCCCUCCCCAUUUACUAACAUUUUGUGUGGCAUCAUCUUUGUGGAGCGAAGAUACACAGCAGUUGUUCUAAAUCGGUUGAUUAAGGAGGCGGGGAAGCAGGACACCGAGCUGGCUUACAUUAACAGUAAUUUUAUAACUGGACACGGCAUUGGAAAGAACCAACCUCGAAACAAGCAGAUGGAAGUGGAGUUCAGAAAGCAGGAGGAGGUUCUUCGAAAGUUUAGAGCGCAUGAAACCAAUUUGCUCAUCGCUACCAGUAUUGUGGAGGAGGGUGUGGACAUCCCAAAGUGUAACCUAGUAGUUCGAUUUGACUUGCCAACAGAAUACAGAUCUUAUGUUCAGUCCAAAGGUCGAGCCCGAGCCCCCAUUUCAAACUACAUCAUGCUGGCAGACACCGACAAGAUAAGGGGAUUUGAAGAAGAUCUCAAAACUUAUAAAGCCAUAGAAAAGAUCUUGAGGAAUAAAUGCUCCAAGUCUUUGGAUUGCGGUGAGACAGAGUCCGAAGCAAUUGUAGAUGAUGACGAGAUUAUUCCUCCAUAUGUGUUGCGGCAAGAUGAUGGCAGCCCAAGAGUAACCAUCAACACUGCCAUUGGCCACAUAAACCGGUAUUGUGCCCGAUUGCCCAGUGACCCAUUCACCCAUCUCGCUCCAAAGUGUAAAACCCGAGAGGUAUCGGAAGGUGUCUACCGGGCCACCCUCUACCUGCCGAUUAACUCCCCUCUUAGAGCCCCCAUUGUUGGCCCCCCUAUGAACUGCGCCAGACUUGCUGAGCGAGCUGUAGCUCUGAUAUGCUGUAAGAAACUGCAUCAGAUUGGUGAACUUGAUGACCAUUUGAUGCCAGUUGGAAAGGAAACUGUAAAGUACGAGGAGGAGCUUGACCUACAUGAUGAGGAGGAGACCAGUGUUCCAGGAAGGCCGGGCUCCACCAAGAGGAGACAGUGUUACCUUAAAGCUAUCCCCGAGUGUCUACGGAACAGUUAUCCACGGCCCGGCCAACCGUGUUACCUGUAUGUGAUAGGAAUGGUGUUAACUACCCCACUGCCAGAUGAAUUAAACUUUAGGAGACGGAAGCUGUAUCCUCCUGAAGACUCAACUAGGUGCUUUGGUAUCCUGACUGCCAAACCCAUACCUCAGAUUCCACACUUCCCUGUCUACACUCGGUCUGGGGAGGUGACCAUAUCGAUUGAGUUGAAGAAAUCUGGAUUUACAUUAACUCUGCAACAGCUCGAGCUCAUCACCCGGCUCCAUCAGUACAUCUUCUCCCACAUUCUUCGUCUUGAGAAACCUGCACUAGAAUUUAAGCCCACAGCAGCUGACUCUGCUUACUGUGUUCUACCUCUCAACGUUGUUAAUGACUGCGGCACUUUGGACAUAGACUUUAAGUUUGUGGAAGAUAUUGAGAAAUCGGAAGCGCGUACUGGCAUACCUAGUUCACAGUAUUCAAGAGAGAAUCCCUUUAUUUUCAAACUAGAAGACUACCAAGAUGCAGUUAUCAUUCCGAGAUAUCGCAACUUCGAUCAGCCUCACCGUUUUUAUGUAGCUGAUGUAUACACUGAUCUUACUCCACUCAGUAAAUUCCCUUCCCCAGAAUAUGAAACAUUUGCUGAAUAUUAUAAAACAAAGUACAACCUCGACUUGACAAACCUCAACCAGCCACUUCUGGAUGUAGACCACACGUCAUCCAGACUUAACCUGCUCACUCCACGCCACCUGAAUCAGAAGGGUAAGGCUCUUCCUCUCAGCAGUGCUGAGAAACGGAAAGCUAAGUGGGAAAGUUUACAGAACAAACAGAUCCUGGUGCCGGAGCUCUGCGCCAUACAUCCUAUCCCAGCAUCCUUGUGGAGGAAAGCAGUUUGCUUGCCAAGCAUUCUCUAUCGCCUGCAUUGUCUUCUGACGGCUGAGGAGCUAAGAGCACAGACAGCAAUUGAUGCAGGCGUCGGAGUAAAAUCUCUUCCUGAUGAUUUCCGAUACCCCAACUUGGAUUUUGGGUGGAAAAGGUCGAUUGACAGCAAAACCUUCAUCUCGAGCCUCCACUCCCCAACGUCUGACCCAGGAAGUGAUUGUCAGCUCUUUGUAUCAGCAGUUCCUGAUCGUGCUGCUAAAGUGUAUUCCCCUGCAGAAAUCCAUGACCACAUGUCUGUGAACUGCUCCACCCCCUCUCAGAAAUCCCCCAGCAACUCCCAGGCGGCACGCGUGUUAGGUGAUCACAAAGUGGCUAACGGUAUCUCCUGCAAUGGUCUUGCCAAUGGAAAUUAUGAUAUUUGUCCUGAGAGUCCGCUGAUUUGCUGCAGUCAGGAACUACCUGUUCAAUCCUCUACCUCAUUUCCCAUUGAGAAUAUACCUAUUGAGAACCAGCUCAUGGCCAUCAGUGAAUGUACUGACGCUAAUGUUACCGAACCUACCUCAGAUGGGUGUCCCGGCUUGUCAGAAGGCAAACUUUCUCCAGAGGCUUCUGCUGGGAACGGUGGAAAGUGUGAAAACGGGACCUCCAACGGGUACUCCUCAAAAACUCUCGGGCCAAACCCUGGUCUUAUUCUACAGGCUUUGACGCUAUCCAACGCCAGCGAUGGGUUUAAUUUGGAGCGUCUUGAAAUGCUUGGCGAUUCUUUCCUGAAACAUGCUAUCACCACCUACCUGUUCUGCACUUACCCAGAUGCACACGAAGGGCGUCUUUCCUAUAUGAGAAGCAAAAAGGUCAGUAACUGUAACCUGUACCGUCUCGGGAAGAAGAAAGGCUCGCCGAGCUGCAUGGUCGUGUCCAUAUUCGAUCCACCCGUAAACUGGCUUCCUCCUGGAUACAUUGUAAACCAAGAUAAAAGCACCUCAGAAAAGUGGGAAAGUAAUGAAACUGCCAGUGACAGCGUGACGGCUAAUGGCAAGAUGGAUGAAGACUUUGAUGACGAAGAGGAUGAAGAUCUCAUGUGGAGGAAUCCUAAAGAAGAAACAGACUUUGAUGAUGACUUUUUGGAGUACGACCAGGAACAUAUAAAAUUCAUCGACAGCAUGUUGAUGGGGUCUGGGGCUUUUGUGAAGAAAAUCCCCCUGUCUACAUUUUCAGCCCCGGACCCAAGUUAUGAAUGGAAGACCCCGAAGAAAAGUACUCUGGAGAAUACCCAGUUCUCACCCGAAUAUGAUGACUUUGAUUACAGCUCUUGGGAUGCCAUGUGUUACCUAGACCCUAGCAAGGCCGUGGAGGAGGAUGAUUUCGUGGUGGGCUUCUGGAACCCGUCAGAAGAAAACUGUGGGGUGGAUGCAGGGAAGCAGUCCAUUUCCUAUGACCUCCACACUGAGCAGUGUAUUGCAGAUAAGAGCAUAGCAGACUGCGUGGAGGCAUUGCUAGGCUGCUAUCUGACCAGCUGUGGGGAGCGGGCAGCCCAACUCUUCCUCUGUUCUCUCGGCUUAAAAGUCCUCCCAGAGAUGAAAAGGUCUAACGGCUGCAUUGGCUCAAGCAGAGGAGAUGAUGAAACAAAUUCAGAUAGGUCACCCUGCAAAGGCGUUGAAUACGGUUAUUUGAAAAUUCCCCCCAGGUGCAUGUUCGACCACCCUGAUGCCGAAAAAACUCUGGACCACCUGAUAUCCGGAUUUGUAAACUUUGAAAAGAAAAUCAACUAUCCAUUUAAAAACAAAGCCUACUUGCUACAGGCCUUUACCCAUGCCUCCUACCACUACAAUACCAUAACUGUUGAGUCGCUUGGACUUAUUUCCAUGUCAAAGAUAUGGCUUUUUGGCCGCAAUUCUUCCAUAAAGACCUCUUCUGCACAGACUUCUCCGAACAGUAUAUGGUUGAGAAGAUCGGAAGAGGAUGAAGAAAAAGAGGAAGACAUUGAAGUCCCAAAGGCGAUGGGGGACAUCUUUGAGUCGCUUGCCGGAGCGAUCUACAUGGACAGCGGCAUGUCGCUGGAAACCGUAUGGCAGGUUUACUACCCAAUGAUGAGACCAUUAAUAGAAAAGUUUUCGGCUAAUGUUCCCCGUUCCCCUGUGCGAGAAUUAUUGGAAAUGGAGCCGGAGACUGCUAAAUUCAGUCCGGCGGAGAGAACCUAUGACGGUAAGGUCCGGGUCACCGUGGAAGUUGUAGGAAAAGGAAAAUUCAAAGGUGUUGGCAGGAGUUACAGAAUUGCCAAAUCAGCAGCUGCUAGACGAGCCCUCAGGAGCCUCAAAGCGAAUCAGCCUCAGGUCGCAACCAGCUGAGAAAUCUACACGUCGCUGCAGUGCUGAGCACUAAGCUCAAACCAGCAAGAGUUUAACAUACCUAUGACAUCUAGAAUCUAAUGGUGUUGAGGAACCAAUUAAAGACGGAAUGAUGUUUCAUCCUGGCGCAGAUAACUAAUAACACAUGCAUUAUAGGAUCCCGGAACCCGACUAGACCCUUGCAGGUGUUCCGCCAUGGGGGCGAGAGUACGCAAACAUAAUCGGGUCAGCUGCCCUGACUUCAGUUACGUCUGAUCACAUGAGUGCUUUAUCCAUGAAAUUUAGCAAGUCUUGAAAGCCGUCUCCAUCCUGUCUUCGUAGUUUUAUUCUUGGUAGGGCUUUGCUCAGAUUUGGGCUAUUGAAGAGUUUAUGUACCUGUCAAUGAAAAAAAAAAAAAAAAAAAAAAAAAAAAAAAAUAUAUAUAUAUAUAUAUAUAUAAUGUAAGUAUUUUAUUCUCAUUCACAUUUUCAGAGAUCUGUUUUUAUAAGCUGUGUGGGAUAAUCUGGUCUGAUUGGUAAACUGUUUUACCAGUUUUGUCCUUGCUGAAUGUCGAAAACUAAAAAAAAAAAUCUGACAUUCACAAUUACCAUUGCACUUACAGGGGCACUUUCGUGUCAAGGAGCGAGUGAUUAUUGUGUUGUGUAAAGAGAGGAUGAGUGUUACUAAUCGGAUGGAUAGAAAGAAAUAUUUUUUUCCCCUUCACAAUUCCUUGAUGACUGAAUGCUACUGCCUUAUAGAGAAGAAUAUCACUCCUUUUGGUAAUUCGAACAGGUCUGACCAUGUCUGGAUUCAUUGUGCAUGCGGUAAAUCUUGUCGAUUUUCAAUAUGUUCGUAAGGCUGUGACUUAAAUUAUUUUACGUUUAGGACUAUUUGUCUUUGUGAUGGAAAGUUGUUGGUGCAUUCUAAACAAAAGAGUAGAAAAAAAAGAAAGAAAAAGAAAUAUCCACUUGAAAGGAAUUCCCCCGAAACGUGUGAAGUUUGCAGACGACUGCUGGGAAGUUUUGGAGUGUUCCGGUUUCACAAAGUAACCUUUAAACAUAUCAAAUGUAAUAUAUGCUGCAGAAUGAUUAAUCAGUGACCGAACGGAGGGCUACUAUCCACUUGUCACCACUUUGUGUGGCUGCACAUCAGUUUUACAAACAAAUGAUUCCAGGAUUUGUUUAUUAAAAAAAAAAGAAAAAUGGAUGCGAAUGAGACUGCUCUUAUCUGUGAUUUGGUUAAUCAAUGAUUUUUUGUCUUUGUUGGAAGGGGGACGUUAGCUAUAGUGUGUUUAUCUUUAUGGGGGUUUUUUCUUAGUGUUGGGAUGGGCUUAGCCUAAGUUUCUGUAGUUAGUUUAUGUAGACCGUCUUCACUUGAAUACCUCAUUUACGCUUCUCACCCCCCCCCCCCCCCCCCCCCUUCCCCAUGUACUCCCUUCCCUCCUCACCUCUGCAUGCUUUUAUAUUUUACCUUUUUGUCUCGGUGCUAUGUUUAUUGUAUUAUGCUUGAAAUGCGUAUUUUUUUUAUUUGCACUGUAACUAUAUUACCUCUUUAAUUUACCUGUUUCCUUCAAAAGUCAAAGGAAAAAUGAUACUUGGGAUUCGUUCAGCCACCAUUAAAUCAUGAGCGGUUUGCUCAAAUUUUUCCCACUUUGCUUGAAGUGAGGGGUAUUCCCAAAAUCCAGCUGAAGUGAAUAAUUCUAUAGGCUGUCUCUCGUGCAUCUAAAUUGGGUGCAUUAAUGUUGCUUAAUUGGUUAACACAGGGGAGUUAUGUUACCUUUGACACCCAGCAUGCAUACUGUGAUUACAUUUCUGUUUAGGACAAUAUGCCUGUUGCAGGGCUAUUCUCAUUAAUUAGAUCACCGCUAGUACGGUUACAAUAUGAUGAAUUAUCGAAAGUUAUCCAUUUGAUUAGUGUAGCUUUUUCAUACACUGAGGAUGAAACCUAUGAAAUUAGUAACAAUCUGUGACAUCACUGAGGCACAGUCUGCUACAUUAAAGGACAAGGGGUAUAUUUUAAAUAUUUUCACAGCCUGAUGUCAGGUUUUCCACUGCUGUAUAUGGAGAGAGCUAGUAGUCGGCUGCAAUCCUUUCUGUAGAUGGCAAACUGCAGACUAGAAAAAAAAGCCCUUUAGUUUAGUCUAGUUUUAAUCUUUUUUUUUUUUUUUUCACUUUAUUUUUUUUUUUUUGUGGAUACCAUUUUUUUUUUUUUUUUCAUUCUCUUGUGGGGUGGGGGUACAUGUACUUUAUGGGGAAACAAAACAAAAAUGAUAAACUCAUUCUAACAUUAAGUUUGCAAUUAUCCACAAUAAUAAAAACAUCAAGAGUGUAAUCCUAAAAGUUAUUAACUUUUUCAGAAACUAUUGUUUUAGCAAAAAAAACUAUUAAAUAAACAUCUAUUUGUAUAUGUUAGAGAAGAUCAGGGUUCCCCCCCCCCCCCCCCCAUUCCUCCAUAAUGAUAAGAACAUUAAGGGGGGAGUUCAAUUAGCCGCGAAAACAAAGUAAUUUACCGCCCUCUAACCUCUUGCGCCUAUCACAGGAAAAAGUGCAGCAAAAAAGCUGGUAUGUGUGCUCCCAUAGUUCGACCUAUUCAAUUGCAGAUGUACGAAAAUGGGAUUUGUGCGAUAAUUCUUGCCAGUGAAACCAGAGAAAAGUGUAGGUGAAAAUGGGGAAAUCUUCCUGUACCCCCCAAAAAAGCCAAACUAAUAUAGGAGAACAGAAUAGAAGUCUAUUAGUGGUCAUAAUAAAACGUUUUGGGGUACUUAUAUUGAGUCAAAUGGCUGUUAUAUGCAUUUUUUUUUUAAAGUGUAAAAAUGAUAGAAAUAAAGUUAUUCCACAAAGUAAGUGCUCGAACUAAAUAUUGGUGGGGGGUGUUACAUAAAAAUGGGUAUAAAUACUGUACAUAUUUGGGUAAUUUUCAGCCACUUUAAAAAUACUUUCCAAAAAAUCACUAACCCCCUCCUGCAAGCCUAAAAACACUUGUCCCACUCAUAAUGCACCCCAAUAUACCUGUCCCAUGCCUUGUACUCCAAUUUCCAUUAUUUUGCAUUUGUUGACCCAAAAAAUGGCAAGUCCUUAUUGGCCAAUUUUGAAAUAAUUAAAGACUUAUUAAUGUGUCUAAUUCGUAAAUCAAGGGGGUGUCCCAGGUGUUCCAAAUCCUUAUUUUUUACCUUUUUUAAAAUAUUUUUUUACAACUUUUCACUUGCUUAGAAGGUGGAGAUUUUUUUUUUUGUUUGUUUUUUUAUUUGGGCGGUAAACCUAUUGAGAAUUAUUGGCAAUAUUUUUUUGCAGACAACUGAAUAGCGGCUUUUCAUGGGUCACAAGAAAAAUCGUGUUUUUAUAGCAAAUAUGGCAUUUCACGUCUAAUUGAAUCCCCCUCCCCCCCUCAAAAUGUAAUCAAAUUUACAUUUUUAUUUGUUAUCCCCAAAAAUACCCUAAAGGGUGGCAAACCUUCCUCUUGUAUAAUAAUUGGGAAGACUAAUGUAGCGGAGGAGCAGUCUAAUUGAAAAAUCUGCACCCCCUGUGUAUUUCCUGCCUCUUUUUAGAAAUCUAAAUUAAUGUGAUCGGCACAUUCUUCGAUUUUUAUCAUGAUCGUCGUAAUAAAGUGGCCUACUGCCCCAACCUUUGUUUGGGUAUACCUGACCUUAUGAUGGCUACGCUCAAACAAAUUGUUUUUUGAAUCUUAAUUGUCUCACAGGUCAUUAAUCAGGAUUGCUGCAUGCAGCAUUUGUAAAACAGAAUUUCUUCAGACCUCUCAUUCUCUCUGCCAAAUCCAGAUGAGUCUCAAGAAACCUGUUUAUGUGCUUGUUAUGUCUAUUUUGUGUAUGUGUGUGUGUUUUUAUUCCUGUGACGCAUAGUAGUGGAGCUGAUCACUUCAAACUUAAUCUGCUUUUUUUUUUUUUUAUUAUUAUUAUUACUUUUUUUUUUUUGUGGAUGCCUCUUGACUUAGGAGUAGAUCUUAUUUUGACUCUUUCUCUGCCAUCUAAAAGUUCAAUCUGUAUAACCCUCCACCAGACGAUUGCAAUAAUAUUGUUCAGGGGGACAGGAUGGAAAAUGCAAAUAUACUUACACAGUUUCAGUAAAAAAAAUAAAUGGAACUCGAGGAUUUUAUUGCACCCUUGGUGGUCAUUCUAAUGACCGAAACAGCAUUCUGGAGAUGUGAUUUGGUUAACUGUAUAUUUUUGACCAUCUUAGAUUUACAAUACUGUACUUUGAAUAGACCUAACAAUGCUGCAUAUAUAUGUGUGUUUUUAAAGCUUUUUUCUUUUCUUUUGCUGUUUAUGUAGCACAAAUAAGCAUUGCACUUGGUACCGUGCUUUACCUCAUUUCAGAAUGACUAUAUGCUUAACGGGAUGAGAAAAUAAUGUGGUUCAGAUUUUGCUGUCAUUUUGAUCUGAAAAUAGGAUAAUUUUAUGCCUGCACUGUGUCAUAUUCUUGCACAACAAACAACCAUUACAUUGUCAUUGGCAAAAAAAAAAUAUAUAUAUAUAUCUGGUUUGUGGCAAUUUUUUUUAUUCAACUGAACAUUUGAGAUAAAUAUAUAUAUAUAUACACACACAGCGCCGGCACUCGGACUGCCCCUUGGGCUAGCUUGCUCCGGUGCCCUCCACUAGGGUGUCACCCCCAUAUCCAGAACGCAAUGAAAGAGGCGGCACUCUGAGUCUUUUAGAUCAAAACUGUGACUUUAGUGCAUAAAG